AUGUCGUCUUCGCCAACGACAACGGCUGCGGCCGUCACGAGUGCCCAUCCCCAAGGAGGCAUCAUCGAAGGCCUCAACCCAAUUGUGUACAACCCCAAAGACCCCAUCACGCUCUUCAUUGUCCAAGCUUUCGUUAUCAUCUUCUUCUGUCGUCUUCUUCAAUGGCCUCUCUCCAAAUUCGGCCAACCGCGCGUCAUCGCAGAAGUCAUUGGAGGCAUUGUCCUCGGUCCUUCCGUCAUGAUGCGCAUCCCCGGCUUCAAGGAGAACAUCUUCCCUACUGAGUCAAUGCCUGUUCUGUCCAAUGUUGCUACAAUUGGUCUCUUGCUCUUCUUGUUUCUUGUUGGCCUCGAAGUUGAUACACGCAUGUUCAAGUCCAAUUGGCGUGUCGCUGUUAGUGUUGGUCUUGCUAGCAUGGUGCUUCCUUUUGGUCUCGGUGUCGCUGUUGCUUGGGGUCUAUACGAAGAAUACGGAAGUGAGGGAACUAUGAAGGAUAUGGAGUUUGGCACCUUUGCGCUCUUCAUUGGAACUGCGCUAGCCAUUACUGCUUUCCCUGUUCUUUGUCGUAUUCUCUCUGAGCUUCAGCUUCUCAGCACGUCUGUCGGUGUCACAGUCCUUGCUGCUGGUAUCGGAAACGAUGUUGUCGGUUGGGUUCUACUCGCUCUCAGUGUCGCUCUGGUCAACAAUGCCAACGGCCUCACAGCGCUGUAUGUAUUCUUGACUGCAGUCGCAUGGGUCCUUUUCCUUGUUUACGCAGUGCGCCCCGUCUUUCUCUGGGUAUUGCGCCGAACGGACAGUAUCCAGAACGGCCCAUCGCAAGGCAUCACUACCUUGACUCUGCUUCUAGUCCUGGCUUCUUCUUGGUUCACUGCCGCCAUCGGUGUUCACGCUAUUUUUGGUGCCUUCCUCAUUGGUCUUAUAUGUCCUCACGAUGGUGGUUUUGCCAUCAAACUGACUGAAAAGAUUGAGGAUCUCGUGGGAUCAAUUCUCUUGCCUCUCUACUUUGCACUCUCUGGCCUCAACACCAAUCUGGGUCUGCUUGAUGAUGGCACUAGUUGGGGAUACGUCGUUGCAAUUAUUGCGUGCGCUUUCUUUGGCAAGAUCAUUGCCGGUACCCUUGCCGCACGCUUGACCAAGUGUCUCUGGCGAGAGAGUUUCACCAUUGGUGCCCUCAUGAGUUGUAAGGGUCUUGUCGAGCUGAUUGUCUUGAACAUCGGUCUUCAAGCUGGCAUUCUUUCGCCCCGAACCUUCACAAUGUUCGUUGUCAUGGCAGUGGUCACCACCGUCACAACAUCGCCGCUCACCAGAUGGCUCUACCCUCUCUCGUACCGCCUCAAGGUCGAGAAGUGGCGCCGAGGAGAGAUCGACUGGGAUGGUAACCCUCUUCAAACCGAGGCUCAGAGUUCUGAACACAAGAUGGAAGAGGCUCUUGAUAAGUCUCAGACCAACCGUCUCAUCCUUCACCUCCGCCUUGAUGCCCUUCCUGGUCUGUUCAACCUUGUUUCACUUCUUGGUGGAUCCCGAAAACAAACUGUUCCUGCCAUCACUCCCACAACCAACGAUGCCAGCGCAGAUGCUACUCCUGCUGAGGAAAAGACUCAGGUCAUUCCCAGCCGUCCGUUCGAGGUUCGUGGUGUUCGGCUUAUGGAGCUGACCGAUCGUACUUCGUCCGUUAUGCAAUCUGCCGAACUCGAUGAGUUCGCCUCUCGUGACGCCGUCUUCUCCGCUUUCCAGACUUUCUCUCGUCUCAACGGUGUCGCUGUAGCUGGCCAAGUAUCCAUCAUCCCAACCAACGCCUACGCCGAAACUAUUGUCAAGUUUGCCGAAGAAGCCAGAUCUGACUUCAUGAUCAUUCCUUGGAGCACAUAUGGUGGUAUCGCUGAGGAAAGCUCCACUGCCGCCUUGAUCGAGACUGGCAACAUCAACGAUCGUUUCUUUAGUAGAACUUACAUCGAUUAUGUCCAGAACGCUAUCGAGCGAUCAACUUGCACCACCGGCAUUUUCAUCAACAGAGUUCCCCACGAUGUUUUAAACAGAACGCCCACCCUCACACGAACUCGCACCGGUCUGUCUGUUCACAGCGCCCAUGACGGCGCAGUCGUUCAAAGGCCUGUUGAUCAGCGCCAGAUCAUCUUCGUGCCCUUUAUUGGUGGCAAGGAUGAUCGUGCCGCCCUGCUCUUUGCUCUUCAGCUAGCCCACAACCCCCACGUCUCCAUUCACGUUGUCCACCUGCACUUUAGCGAAGACGAUCACGAAGCACUCAAUGCAUCGCCCGACAGCGAUCCUUCCACGGGUAACGACCUUGGAAAGAACGCAGUUGGCUUCCCAUCUGCUAGUGACAUGGACCUCUUGAACACCGCAAAGAACAACGCGGCUGGUAAACUCGAAGGCCGCGUCACAUUCGUCGAGAUCCCUGUUGAUUCAGUCCGCAACCUGCCUGAUCUCGCUGUAGCUCACGCCCGUGAACUCGUCGGCAAGUCCCGCUACAGCGUCGGCGAUUUAAUCAUCUCCGGCCGUUCGCACCCACUGUUUGACAACCUUCUUGUGGAGGACUUUGGAGUGGAGAGAGACUUCCAGCGCACAAUUGGUGUGCUUGGAGAUAGGUUUGCUAGAGCAGGCGUCGAUGCUGGGCUGUUGGUCAUUGAUGACAAGCAAAGCAAGGCGUAA
Molecule: messenger RNA, 2664 nt
Organism: Fusarium pseudograminearum CS3096
Lineage: Eukaryota; Fungi; Ascomycota; Sordariomycetes; Hypocreales; Nectriaceae
Exons: 4
Coding region: 1-2664 (887 amino acids)
Biological process (GO): proton transmembrane transport
Cellular component (GO): membrane
Molecular function (GO): antiporter activity
Source: RefSeq, a predicted model, not a curated record